This is a messenger RNA of Liolophura sinensis, 546 nucleotides long. Its product is annotated as 5-hydroxytryptamine receptor 4-like. The transcript is spliced from 3 exons. The coding region runs from base 1 to 546 and encodes 181 amino acids. Gene Ontology annotation, cellular component: plasma membrane. Gene Ontology annotation, biological process: G protein-coupled receptor signaling pathway. The record is from RefSeq and is a predicted model, not a curated record. Gene Ontology annotation, molecular function: G protein-coupled receptor activity. Lineage: Eukaryota; Metazoa; Mollusca; Polyplacophora; Chitonida; Chitonidae.
AUGAAUUCUUCUACCGUGAAUGUCACAAACAGAGCAUUUACUUUAACUACUGCUGGCUUGACUGUACAGCUCACCGUUUUCUCCAUAACAUUUAUUCUGGGAAUCGUCGGGAACAAUUUGUUGGUGGCGACAGUCUGCAAGAGACCGGCCUUACACAGAGUCACGUACUACCUGAUUUCCGCUCUUGCCAUCGAGGACCUUCUCACGCUGAUAACUUACGGAGUUUUUAUUCCACAAGCUUUAGUGCUAGGUGAUUGGUUUCUGGGGGAUUUUGCUUGUUUGGUCAACAGUUUCCUGACUGUGCUGUGUGGAUAUUGCGAGCUCUAUUUGUUAGCAGUGAUAAGUCUGGAUCGGUAUAUCGCCUGCUGCAGACCACUUCGGUAUUCUGAUGCGGUUACUCCACGUCGCUGUGCAGUUGCCAUCGCUUUGUGUUGGAUAUUUGCUUUGGCUUUAACCUCAUUUUUGAUCAUUGAAUGUAAAUUUUAUGGAGGUAUAUGUAUAUAUAUAAGCUUGGGGUUUUACGUAUUCAUGAUUUCUGCUGUUUGA